Messenger RNA from Mizuhopecten yessoensis (Yesso scallop), 2569 nucleotides. RefSeq names its product sodium- and chloride-dependent GABA transporter 2-like. Gene Ontology annotation, biological process: sodium ion transmembrane transport. NCBI's taxonomy places the organism in Eukaryota, Metazoa, Mollusca, Bivalvia, Pectinida, Pectinidae. Gene Ontology annotation, cellular component: membrane. The transcript has 15 exons. The coding region runs from base 182 to 1939 and encodes 585 amino acids. The record is from RefSeq and is a predicted model, not a curated record.
GACUUUCAAAUCAGAAGAGAUAUAUUUCCAGUUCGGUACGAACUGUUUUUAUGGACACUGGAUCACAGAUAAAGCCAUACUUAUAUCGUGUGAAUGCUUGCUGACAGACCACACUUCCAAAUAGUGUACUUCAUCUUACAGAACGGGAAAUAUUAGCUACGACGGUGGGCAGCACGGGCACAUGGACAUGAAGGAAGCACAAGAGACUCCCUUUUUGAAACAAGGACAACAGAAUACAGAAACUGGCAUUACGAAGCGAGACCAAUGGGAAAGAAAAACGGAGUUCCUGAUGUGUGCUAUAAGUGGUGCUGUAGGUAUUGGGAACAUAUGGAGGUUUCCGUAUCUGUGCUACAAAAAUGGCGGAGGCGCUUUCUUGAUACCCUACCUAGUAUUUCUAGUGUUGGUUGGAUUACCCAUGUUUAUAUUGGAGAUAGGCUUGGGACAAUACAUGCAAAAGGCUGGAUUUGAAUUAUGGAACAUAUGUCCCAUAUUCAAAGGCCUUGGUGUAUCAGCCAUGUGCAUUACCUUCAUUAUGAACAUUUAUUACGUGAUGGUGCUGAAUUGGAGUGCCUUCUACUUUGUCAUGAGUCUGACGUCAGAGCUCCCAUGGGCUACCUGUGAUAACGAAUGGAAUACUCCGAUGUGUGUCACGGGAGCGGAAUACAAUUCCACAAGUACGAACAUAACAGUGGAUUCAACAGUAGAGUUUUGGAGGUAUCGGACCCUUCAGAUGUCUGACAGUAUCGAAUCACCAGACGGUAUUGUGAUGGAAUUGGUCAUGUGUUCCAUUGUCGUUUGGAUACUGUUGUACUUGUGUGUCUGCCGCGGAAUUAAAGUUACGGGAAAGAUAAUGUAUGUGACGUCACUCUUUCCCUACGUGAUUUUGACAAUCCUCCUCAUACGCGGAGUCACACUAGAUGGAGCGAAAGAAGGCAUCAAGUUUUACUUAGAACCCAACUUUGCAUACCUUCAAAAUUAUCAGGUAUGGAUCGAUGCAGGGACACAGAUUUUAUUUUCGUUAGGUUUAACGUUUGGGGCUAUGCCGAUGAUCGGUUCCUAUAACAAAGUACACAAUAACUUCUACAAGGACUGCUUCGUCAUUGCCGCCAUCAAUAGUCUGACAAGUAUAUAUGGAGGAUUUGCAGUCUUUUCUAUCCUUGGAUUCAUGGCCAAAAGUCAAGGAGUAUCUAUUUCUGAAGUAGCUGAUGCAGGCCCUGGUCUCGCUUUCAUCACGUACCCUAAAGCUGUCACCCAAAUGCCAGCAGCUCCAUUCUGGUCAAGUUUGUUCUUUUUGAUGCUCUUCGUUGUCGGCUUUGGAACUCAAAUUGUUGGCAUUGAAACCGUUGUUACCCCUAUAGUAGACCUCUACCCCCGGAGACUGAGGACAGUAAAAGGAAAACUGCUUUUCUACGGCGUGUUUUGUGUUGUGUCAUAUAUAUUUGGGUUUGUCUUCCUUACAAAGGGUGGAAUAUAUGUGUUUAGCCUCGUGGACUACUACGGCGCCAGUGGCAUGCUGCUUGUGUGGCAACUGAUGUGGGAGGCUAUAGCGAUAGGAUGGGUAGUCGGGGCUGACUAUUUCUACGAUGCCAUGGAAUAUAUGCUGGGUUACAGGGUCGGACCGUGGGCCAGAAUGUCUUGGCGAUACCUUACCCCAACCUUAAGUAUAGCUCUUCUGGUCCUACAAGGACUUAACUUCAGUUUGCUUUCUGGAGCUGAGGGCUAUGAGUAUCCGGUGGGAGCGCAUGUGUUUGGAACUAUAUUAGGCCUGGUACCCAUAUUGUUGUUGGUCUUCGUUGCAGUUUGGCAGAUACUGCGUUCAUCCGGAUCUCUGAUACAGAGAAUGAAAACGAUAUCAACCCCUGUGUUUGACAGGCCACAUCACGGCUCCAGCACCAGUAACGAGUUUAUGAAAAAACGCAAAUUCGACACAAUUUUUUGACAAAAACAAUUGAUAUAGUCCUAACUGUGUCUGUUUUACUGCAAACAAGAGGAAUACUAAAUCAAUGCUGUAAAUAUAGCUUUAAUCGAUAAUUUUUAAUAAUAUAACUAAUGUAUAUCAAAUGGUUAAGACGACAGAGUUAUUAAACAAAAGAAACAGCAGUAGUCAAGAAAAGAAGCAGUUGCUAUACGUUUCCCCUUGUACAACAGCAGCAACUAUAAAGUCCGGGUCCACAAAUAUUUUCCUUCCACGUGAAAUUCACUGAGACAAAGCAAUUUUGACAGAUUUGCGUACUCGUAUAUUGCUAUCAAUAAAAUCUCUUUAUCAUUCAGAGGAUUGCUUAAGUACCACAAAACAAUCUGAAUUAAACGUUUUAUUCCUUUAGUCAUAAAACAUAACAUUCGAACCAAUAGGAUUGGAAAUAAUAACUCCUUGUCUUUUCUUCCAUCCACAUGCUCGCUAAAAGUUCCAAAACUAAGGACCACUCUGCCGUAUUAAACACUGCCUUUUGUAGCCUUAUACUAUUGUUGUCGAUUAUCGCAGUAGACAUUUGUUUGUUCUAUAUCUUGUUUUUGUUUGAAAUGUUUUUUAUCAAAUGUGAAUUACAAUUAAAUGCUUUUUACUGGCAUA